AUGGACUUUUACAAGGAUAAAGCCAAGCUAAUUGAUAAGCUCCUAGAGGAAGGUCCUACUUCCACAGAAGAGAAGGACGAAGCUCUGGUGACUUUAAAACGAGAACGUCAUACGCACAGCAAGUUUUUUGCCUGCCAUGUUGUUGUUUUGGUACUUGUGCUAGUACUGGGAAUGUGUUUGUUGGCGCGUGUAGCUUACUGUGGUUUUCAAACCACGGGAUAUGAUCAGCAGUCACUGAACGGAGGUUUGUCUAUCCUUAUAUUGGGCCAUUCCAUUUAUUGUCCGCCCCCCUUUAUUGAAGGUACUUUUACAUUUACUCAGAGAUGCCAAUCAACCUCGGUUCUUUAAUCCCGCCAUCACUACCAAAAUUUUCCCUUAUCUCGAAAUCCCGAACGUUUUCAUCGGCCAAAUCCCGAUCCCGGUCACAUCAUUUACCAUGGUCCACCUUAUCAGUACCCUGCUAGCAGAGUCGCUUCGAUCUUUCCUAAAUGAGUCGGGAAAGUCAAAGAGGAAGCGACUCUGCCGACAUCUUCAAGUUCCUUUGAUCUGUAGCCUCCCACGCAGACGUUCUUAGUGGUUCGUCACGCGUUCCUGCCCCACGAACGUCUGCUGAAUCGAAAGAUAAGUUCCUUUCCCAUUGUUCGCAAAUAUCAGCUGGUGAUCACAUGCAGAUUAUCGGAGAUCCAAUCGGCCCUGUUGAAGUCAAAGUGUUGACAAGCCAAACACAUAUAUAUACGUACACGCUCCGUAGAGUGUGAUGCGUGACCAAAGACUUUUGCUGCGAACGAAAAUCUAGAUAAGAUUUUCAGGUCAAUGUUACAUGGUUUUUGUCCUUUUCCCCCGGUGUCCUUGACUGAAUUGUGCUCAUUCUGGUAUGGUUUGAAACAUCUCUUCACUCUGCAGAAGUUAGCGGACAAAGUUGCCCCUGACCGUUAAAACUGAUGACGUCACAAGCGGUAGAAAGGACGUGGAUCUCCACGGGUGGCUCAGGGGCAAAUGGGUUAAGCCAUAGGAGCUCAUAGGGACUGUUAUUCACUGAUUUAAGUGGUUAAUUCCACAAUUUAGCUGAAUUUUUUUUAUUUUUAUACCUGCCCACAUUUUCUCUUGGAACAACUGAGUGAAACUUGAUUUUUCUUUGGCUAUUUUUUAUUGUUUUAAUUUAGGUUAUUAUGAGCUUGAAAUCUUUCAAGGUGAGGACAAGCCACAUCACAGCACAAUGGAUAGGCCUCUACACCAGAUGAGGGGCAGGAUUUCUAGUGUUAAAAGUUCUGCUUCUUAUAAUCCCCCUCCAAGAUCAGAAAAGGCAAAAACAGGUGAGUCAUAGAGAAAGGCUGUAAAAAAAAUCCCUGAGCCCAGGUGACAUGAUUAGGGCGACAUGCAUAUCUCCUUCUAUAGACUGCCAGUCAACCAUGUCUUGAGUUUAUCUUGGUGAAAAUUGCAUUUGGUCACGUUAAAUAAACUCCCCUGUUUAAUAUUAUUUUUGUCUACAGCAAGGUACAUUGUGCACAACACUAUCUGGGGAUCUAUCUCAACUAUCUCUGUGGCACUGAAUGGAGCUCCUUUUAGUGUGGUUACAUCAUUCAGUGAUGGGACUGUUGAUAAUAGCACAGGGAUACCAUACUUUUAUCUGUCAAAUUUUGACCCUAUAUGCACAAACAUAAAGGAAAACAACUGGGCAAGUCUGUCAGUUUCUGAAGCACAAAGUGAUUACUGCAAGGAACAUGACUGGGACCCUGAGGAACCACUUUGCUCUAGAGUUUCUCUCACAGGAAAGGUAAGUAAAUUGCAUUUUAAUGUUUUAGCCUAAGGAGCAAGACUCAUAAUCUGCAAGCGGGUUUUUUCCUUCAUAUUUAGUACACAAAACAACCGUUGUGGUCCCACUGGCCUUCCUAGUGGAGACCGUGGAAACUGGCAAUAAGAAUCGUUGUGUGGCCAAAGCCAUGCAUGUUUUGUGAAGAAUGCAUCUGUCGAUGAAUUCUAUCACUUAAAAGCAUUGAUUACUUUGGAACACAUGAAUACUUCGGUGGUCGAAAAAAAAGGAAAACUUUAUUAGCAAAAGACUAACUGGUUGGGUGUUGUAAACUUUCAUUGUUUGCAAAUGGGUCUUGUGAUGAGCAUGCGGUCUAUUUUUGGCAAUGAUCGAAAUGACAUGCCAUGAAAAUCCCUUUUUUGAUCUCUGGCAAUGAUGUAAUUUCUCUGGAAUCAAGGCCCUUGAAUUUUCGUGUAUUUAUACACACGUAUAGCCUGCGACAGCAGACGUAUAACAUGCGUACUAAAUCAAUUCAGAAACAAAUAAAAAGUAAAUAUCCAGAAGUAGGGAGUGAAAAACAUUUAGUGAGUAAAUCCUGUUUCUUGUAGAAUUAAUCGCCUGCUCAUUUCUCGAUCUAAUCUCCAAGCAAGCGAGACUUAAACAUCGCUGUAAGAGUGUUCUUGUUGUAUACAUGUUCUGCUUCCAAGUAGACCUUGCCACAGUUUUGGAAGCCGUCUUGAUGAGUAGCCAACCACAUGAGAAAUUACAGUGUUUGUAUGAGAAUCUAAUGUGAAAUAAUUUUCGUACAACGGCUGUCCUGAAAAAAUAUGAAUUGUACUGAGAAAAUUUGAGGACGUUACAUGUAGCUACAUGCACUAGAACCACUUUGUAAAAUUUUCUAUACAUUUGUCUGUUAAAAUUUUUCUUCAUGCCGACUAAAAUUUCCCGGGAAAAUUGCAGACAAAAUUAAUAUGUGGAAAAUCUAAAGCAAGCGUUUGGAGAAAUUUAAGCACAGGUAUGGCCCAAAAAAUUUGUUUGUAGAAUCCCUUGCUGUGUAGCUUUAUUUUACAAUUCAUAAUGUUUCCAGAACAGCCUUUUUACAGAAAUUAUUUGACAUUAGAUUCUCGUACAAACACUGUGAUAUCUCAUGCGCUUGCCUACUCAUCAAGAUGGCUUCCAAAACCAUGUCAAGGUCUAUAAGUAAUAACAGCUCUUAUCAUUGAAUGUUUAUCAAUGUUUUAAACAUCAUGCAUUAACUGAAGGACUCUAAUGUUUCAUUCUUUCUUGUCUCUUAAAACUUAAAGCUUAUUCAUGUUGGCCCUGAUGAGAUCAAGUUUGCUCAAAAUGCUUUGUUUUCAAGACAUCCUGUGAUGAAAUCUUGGCCUAAGUUUCAUGGUAAGUGAUCACAAAAAUGUCAUUCUUUCUUUAUACCUGUUGCACCAAAUUUCAGUUCUUAGUUAUUUUAUAAUCAGGGUGCAAAGAAAGUCAGUUUUACAGCCUGCCAAUCGUGCAAGCUAUAGCUACAGCAUGUACUAGCCCACAAGUCAUUUUAACUAGCCCAAAAACCCUUUUUGAUUAGCAGGAUUGAUUACAAUUCUUCUGUAACUUGAAUUUCCCCAAAAAACAGCACCUGCCUGUCAGGCAAGUUAAGAACAAAUAUCACUAGCCCUAUAGCAAAAUCCCCUAGCCCCGGGCUAUCGGACAUGACCUUCUUUGCACGCUGAUGAUUAAGUGAUGUCUUUGCUGCCAUUGUCAGUGUCAUUGCAUAGCAUCUCUGUUUUUCUUAUUAUACUUUUUAUGUCAGUGAUGCAUUUACUCCGUCUAGUAACCAAGUUAUCUUCUUGUUACAGAUUGGCAGACACUCAAACUUGAAAUCGUCAAUGUCUGGUUGCAAGAUAUUUAUGGCCCAGCUGAUAUCAUUCCAGUAAAAGACUACCUGAAGGUCAAAUUGUAG
This is a messenger RNA of Porites lobata, 3704 nucleotides long. Lineage: Eukaryota; Metazoa; Cnidaria; Anthozoa; Scleractinia; Poritidae. The record is from the annotation of a GenBank genome assembly.